AUGGUAUUUGAUGAUAGUGACAAUGAUCAAACUUCAGAGGGUUCAGAAAAUGUUCUGGACUGUAAUGCAGAAAGCUUGAAUUGUGAUACAGAAUGUAAAACCCAGCAAUCAUCUGCAUGUGAUGAUGAUGAUGAACACUGGAGUGAGGACGAGGCAGAAAUACCUGCUGGAAUCACUGACACUAUGUUAACAUCUCCAGAUUUUGUCACUGAUAAUGAACGUCAGCAUAUUUUAAAUGUUGCACCUGGUGAGGGAAAUAGGCCUAUGAGUAUAUUUAGAGAUAAAUACUCAGAGAAAUUAGCAUAUCCGGGUAUAUUUCUAGGACAGAAGCGACCAGACAAUAGACUAACCAAAGUCCAUUAUAGUGAAAUUUGUAAAUCUGAAUUAAGGAGGUCUGACCGAAGGGCUGCAAUGUGUGUGGAAAAUGUUUUCUUUGAAACAAAGAAAUUGGAAAUGAAGAUUUUGUUUGGGCAAUUACAAGUUGCACUGAGAAAAUCAACGAAAUAG
Paramuricea clavata is the source of this 507-nucleotide messenger RNA. The record is from the annotation of a GenBank genome assembly. NCBI's taxonomy places the organism in Eukaryota, Metazoa, Cnidaria, Anthozoa, Malacalcyonacea, Plexauridae.